AGCGAUCAAAUUGUUUUCGCAACUCUCCCAGCCCGGUCGUCGCUCGCCAGCUCAGCGGAAAAUGUCGAUAGCAAAGUCUCAGGUGAAGCUGCAAGCUCUUGCCGCUUUGGCAAGCCUUGCGUUACUCACUCCGCUUCUUGUGGCAGCGGCGCUGCUUUGGAAACUUUUCUGCAAACUAUUCUGCUGCUCCUCUCCCAGAAGCAUCGUGGGCGACGUAGCUGUGGUUACUGGCGCUGGCCAUGGCCUGGGCCGAGCCAUAGCCCUGGAACUGGCGGACAAGGGCUGCCACAUAGCCGUUGUGGACAUCAAUAUGACAGGAGCGGAGAGCACUGUGAAGCAGAUCCAUGAGAGGGCAAAGGUUCGUGCCAAGGCCUAUAAGGCCGAUGUAAGCAAUUAUCUGGAACUUGUUGAGCUAAACAGCCAAGUGGUUAGCGAUCUGGGGCCAGUAACGGUGCUGAUAAACAAUGCAGGAAUCAUGCUGCACCGCAACGCUGUGGAUCCGGAACCGGCCGAAGUGCAGCAAAUGAUUAAUGUGAACCUAGCAGCGCACUUUUGGACCAAAAUGGUUUUUCUGCCCACCAUGAAAACAUUGCGCCGAGGUUAUCUGGUGAGCAUCAGUUCCCUAGCAGGACUGUUUCCGAUGCCCUACAACACCACCUAUAGCGCCACCAAGGCCGGCACGACGGCUCACAUGCGGGCGCUGCGCAUUGAACUGACACUGGAGAAGCAGCGGGAUAUUCAUGUGUGCACGGCCAUGCCCACCUUCCUGGAGGCCAACGAGGAUGUGGUGCAGCUCUCCCAUCAGAUCAAGAUCGCCGAUUUGUUUCCGCUGAUCAGCGCACAGAGCGCUGCCCGCCGGAUUGUGGAUGGUAUGCUCAAAGGUGAGCGGGAGAUAAUGCUGCCCGAGCUGUCCGCUCUCUUGCAUCGUCUGAUCACCCUAAUGCCCGUCAGCUGGCAGGAUCGAUCGACGAUCCUGUGUACUGGCAGUAGGUUUAAGCAGUACAUCGCGCUACGCAACUGAGCGGAGUUCACGAUUGAUUUAGCGCUGUAAAUACGAGGUGUAAAGUGUACAGGUGGUAGUGGAUAGAUUUGGUUUAAAACCGAUUAAAUGGCACGUAUUUUACGGACUA
This is a messenger RNA of Drosophila obscura, 1130 nucleotides long. Its product is annotated as estradiol 17-beta-dehydrogenase 11. Bases 62 to 1021 code for a protein of 319 amino acids. The record is from RefSeq and is a predicted model, not a curated record. The transcript has 5 exons. Gene Ontology annotation, cellular component: lipid droplet. Gene Ontology annotation, molecular function: oxidoreductase activity, acting on the CH-OH group of donors, NAD or NADP as acceptor. NCBI's taxonomy places the organism in Eukaryota, Metazoa, Arthropoda, Insecta, Diptera, Drosophilidae.